AACACUGUGGGAAGAGCAGAGACAAGGAUCAAACACCCGGUAACAUUGAGAAAGACAUGCCCGAAGCGGUGGAACCGCUGGGACUGCAAAUGUAUAGAUCGAACAGGGAGACUAAAAGUGAGAAAGACCGUGGUUUGGAGGUUGGACCACAACCUAUCACAGCAUCCAGCCUUGAAGAAUAUUGUCUUUCUGGGGGGAGGAUGUUGCCCCCACUAGUUGAAGAUUUCAUAGGUUCUGUGAAGAUCAAUAGAGUCGGAGAUGGACGGGGCAGGGGAUUGGUUCUCUCGAGCAAUGUAGCAGCUGGAGACGUUCUUCUAAUAUGCAACCCGAUUGCAAUUGCGAGUAAAGUGGAGACGGAAAUUGUGGAAAGCAAUCUGACUCUAGAAGCUGGAAGUUACACGGGAAGCCAUGUACUAGCAGGGCAGCUGGUAGAAAUCCUGACACAGGAAGCAUGGCGAUCCUCCCACAUUCGAGCCAUGCUGGCCACAUUAUGCAGCCGGGGCGGCGAAGAGCUUCCCGUUCCACCAAUCAGCCUAUUCCGCCAAGAAAAAAUAGCAAAUCAGACACCACCACGGGAUCCAGUGCCAGCAACGACCGCCUUCCCGCAGAACGAAAUCGCGCGACUCUGCGGCAUAGUGCAGUGCAAUGCAUUCGGCCACACGCAGGUCACGAGGAAGAACGCCAGGGACAUCACGCGGAGCUGGAGCUGCGGCCUGUGGAUGCUCCCUUCCUUCAUGAACCACUCGUGCACACCGAGCGUCGCAACGGUGGUGAUCGGCAACGCCAUGAUCAUCGUGGCCGCACGGGAUCUCAAGUGCGGCGACGAGCUCACGGUGGCCUACUUCGACAUCUUCCGCCCGCUGCAAGAGCGCCGCGCCAGCAUGCUUCAUAGCUGGAACUUCAUGUGCUCUUGUCCUCGCUGUGCUCUUGAGGCGCGCAUGGAAGACGCCCUGCGCUUGGUGGCCCGCGCCUACAGCCUUCGCGAGACGGAGGCCGCCAUUACCGUCCAAGUGCAGCAUAUCGCCAAGCAGCAACAAAGCCAAUGGCACAAAUACUCAAGUCCAUACUCCGUAAUCGACCUGGCGCAGCUUGCUGAGUACAUCGAGAACGUUCUAUUCCAGGAGCGCGGGCUCACACGCGACGAACGGAACUGGAUCCGCGCUUCGUUCCUCUCCGCUUACCUGGCCGACGGGCGUCGCCUCAUCGUCGACGUGCGGGGGAUGGACGAGCCGCGUCGGCGGAAGCACGUCCGCAAGACGCACAUUCAAAUGGCGCUGGCUGCGGCGAAGUCAGUGACGCCGGGACACCCGCAGACGCUGCAGAUUGCCGCCGUGGUUCUAAAGCGCACCAUCCAGGCCUUUGGGAAGCAUUCUUUGUUUGUGGAUAAGGCCCGCAAGCGCGCGCUUGCGAUCUGCUUGCGGCUCUUUGGACCCCAUCGCGAGCAUGUCUUGGAGAAGAUCAUUCACGCCGCGGCCUCCGAUGUUUUGUCGUCCAGCGUCGUGUUUCUCAGUCGGCCGUGACGUCCGUUCGUUCGUCAGUCAGUUCGGUCGUCGCAUCCCCUCUCCUCCCCCGUCCUGUUGCCAUUACUUGUCUGCAUUCCUUCAAACUAAAAUGCGGGAUUUAGGGAUCCUAAUUUUUAUCCAGUAUUGUAUUCCUCCGAAAUUCGUUUCGAACACGUGGAUUUCGAGCCCAGAGCAUGCAAAUAAAUAAAAACAAUUAAUUAAAUAAUCUAGCGAUGUUCCUAUGUUGUAAUUGUGUCUAUGGACUGUGAUAAAUUGCUAAUAAAAUAAAGGCUGCUCAUUUAAGAUCAAGAAGAGAGUACAGCUAACUUUCAAA
Physcomitrium patens is the source of this 1836-nucleotide messenger RNA. RefSeq lists its product as uncharacterized. Gene Ontology annotation, molecular function: protein binding. Lineage: Eukaryota; Viridiplantae; Streptophyta; Bryopsida; Funariales; Funariaceae. The record is from RefSeq and is a predicted model, not a curated record.